Messenger RNA from Dalotia coriaria, 795 nucleotides. RefSeq lists its product as uncharacterized. NCBI's taxonomy places the organism in Eukaryota, Metazoa, Arthropoda, Insecta, Coleoptera, Staphylinidae. The coding region runs from base 119 to 631 and encodes 170 amino acids. The transcript has 2 exons. The record is from RefSeq and is a predicted model, not a curated record.
UGCAGUCGCAGCUCUCGUCCGAGUUUUGUGCAAGUUCCAGUCAAGUUCACCUUGUGUUUGUUCCGUUUGUUGCUACUAGCAACGUGUGCGCAACCGUUACUCACUCAUCAAAUUAAAAAUGGAUUUAAUGUACAACCACUUCGACUUCAACGUCUUGAAAUCACUAAAAACCACCACCACGGCUUCGAAGAAAUUAAACAUUCGCCAAAAAAGUAGAAAGUGUUUAUUUGGAGCUACAAACCAAGAAGAAACUUAUCAAAUGGUUAAAGAGAAUUUUGAUCAAGAAAAAGAGAGGUUUUUCUAUCGAUUUGGAAUCCACAUGGAGGAUUUAGAUCGUUUGGCGAUAGAUGAAGAUGAAUACAAGAAAAAUAAGUUGCGUCCGGUGAUGCCUGCGCCUGCACCUUCAUCUUCCCACGUUGGCGGUGGUAAAAUCACCAACAAGAAGACAAUUCGAAUGAAACGCGCGCUAAAACCUUACAACGCAAACAAUCAACCAUCCACUCAUCAGACUCAGCUACAACAACAACAACAAAUGAAAAUAACCGAUUUCUGCCAGGUGAAAAAGUCGCCCACGUCUAAUCUAAAUCUACUGCCGGUUGAUGCCAAGAAGAUGCCUCAACAAACACUGUGACUACGUGCAUCGCCUAUGACCAAAUUAUGUUGAUGUAUAAUUUAUUGAUUACGUGUUAUUCUAGUCUUUAUGCAAAUAUUAUUUUGGCAAAAAGCAAUUUGUUGUUAAUGUUGUUAAAUGCCGAACGUUUUUUCUUUUUAAAUAAAAAAUGUCUAAAAAUUAAA